Messenger RNA from Yamadazyma tenuis ATCC 10573, 2581 nucleotides. It is a transcript of the gene RAD16, whose product is annotated as DNA repair protein. Gene Ontology annotation, cellular component: nucleus. Gene Ontology annotation, biological process: nucleotide-excision repair. The record is from RefSeq and is a predicted model, not a curated record. NCBI's taxonomy places the organism in Eukaryota, Fungi, Ascomycota, Pichiomycetes, Serinales, Debaryomycetaceae. Gene Ontology annotation, molecular function: ATP-dependent chromatin remodeler activity; metal ion binding; ATP binding.
GAAACUAAUACCUGUAACUGGAAGAUGAGCUCGAGUGACAUUUCUGAUACUGACACUGGUGGAGGGUUUAUUGUUGAUGACAACAACUUUGCUUCCAACAAAAGACGCAGAACGCGGGCCAAGCCUGCCAAUGUGUCAUACAAGGAAGACUCUGAUAUUGAGGAAAUACCUGAUGGUACCGCUGUUCUAACACCACAGACUGGUAGAAAUGGGUCUAGAACACGUCAAACGCGUAAAAACACGCCUAAAAAGACGGUAAAAAAGGUGGUGGAGUCGGAAGAUGACGACGAAGAGUUCACGCUAGAAGGUGCACCUGAAGAAGAGGACCAGGACGAUGAAGACGAUAUCCAAAUCCUUCAAGAAUCGUUCACAGAGCCAGCAGGCAUAACAGAGCUUGAUGCCAUCGAGAUUUCAGAGGACGAAAUACCUCUAGCGGAGGUGAAAAAACCGGCUCCCAAGAAGAGAGCAAGGAAGAAAAAAGAGCCUAAAGUCAAGAUUCCAUAUUUCACCAGAAUAACCGAGAGGCUCUACGAGAAUCAUCCGUACUUGAAGGAUGUUUUCCCAUACUUGGAUAUGCUUCCUGGGAUCGAGCCCGAAAGAGCCCCACAGCCAAGUGGCAUGUCCAUCAAGUUAUUGCCAUUCCAGCUCGAAGGUCUCAAUUGGCUCAUCAAGCAAGAAGACGGUGAAUUUGGAGGUGGGAUUCUUGCGGAUGAAAUGGGAAUGGGAAAGACCAUUCAGACGAUUGCGUUGUUCAUGAACGAUUUGAGCAAGGGGCCCAAUUUGGUGGUUGGUCCUACGGUUGCGCUAAUGCAGUGGAAACACGAGAUAGAAAGUCACACCAAUAAUAAGCUUAAAGUUCUUCUUUUCCACGGUGCCAAUAGAAGCUCCGAUGUUUCUGAGCUCAGCAAGUACGACGUGAUCUUGACGUCCUACUCGGUGUUGGAAUCGGUUUUCCGGAAACAGAACUAUGGGUUCAAGAGAAAGUCAGGGUUGGUGAAAGAGAAAUCUCCCUUACACGCGAUCAAGUUUUAUCGUGUCAUCUUGGACGAAGCCCACAACAUUAAGGACAGAAGCAGUGGUACAGCUAAGGCUGCCAAUAACUUGAACACAGAGAAAAGGUGGUGUUUGAGUGGUACACCAUUACAGAACCGAAUCGGAGAAAUGUACUCGUUGAUCCGGUACAUGAAAUUGCGGCCGUUUCACGAGUACUUCUGCACCAAGUGUGACUGCUCAAGUUCUGAAUGGCUAUUUAGUGACUGGAGACAUUGUGAUAUAUGUGGUCACACGCCGAUGGUACACACCAACUUCUUCAACCAUUUUAUGUUGAAAAACAUCCAGAAGUUUGGGAUUGAAGGGGAUGGGUUGGUGAGUUUCCAGAACAUCCAGUUGUUGUUGAAGAAUGUAAUGCUUAGAAGAACGAAGCUUGAACGGGCAGAUGAUCUUGGAUUACCUCCUAGAACCGUCGAAAUUCGGUACGAUACCUUCAACGAAGAGGAAAAAGAUUUGUAUAUUUCCUUGUACAGUGACUCCAAAAGAAGGUUCAAUGACUAUGUGGCCGAGGGGGUUGUUUUGAACAAUUAUGCCAACAUCUUCACGUUGAUAACCCGAAUGAGACAGUUGGCGGACCAUCCUGACUUGGUGUUGAAAAAAGCUGGUAAUAACCCCAUCAGUAAUGAGGUUUCUGGUUUGAUCGUGUGCCAGCUUUGCGACGACGAGGCAGAAGAACCCAUAGAGUCCAAGUGCCAUCACAAGUUUUGUCGGUUAUGUAUCCAAGAGUAUUGUGAUUCAUUUGGAGGGGAUUCAUCCAAGUUGGAGUGUCCCGUGUGCCAUAUUGGUUUGUCGAUAGACCUUCAACAGCCGGCUCUCGAGGUGGACGAGCAAGAGUUCUCCAAAGCCAGUAUUGUAAAUCGAAUUCAGUUGGGUACACAUGGGAAUCAGUGGAAGUCAUCAACCAAGAUCGAAGCGUUGGUGGAGGAAUUGUAUAAGCUCCGUUCAGACAAACACACCCUCAAAUCGAUUGUGUUCUCGCAGUUCACAUCGAUGUUGGACUUGAUUGAAUGGAGACUACGUAGAGCCGGGUUCCAGACGGUCAAACUACAAGGAUCAAUGUCUCCGCAACAGAGAGACAAUACCAUCAAGUUUUUUAUGGAGAACGCCCAGGUGGAAGUGUUUUUAGUGUCAUUAAAAGCUGGAGGAGUGGCGUUGAAUCUCUGUGAAGCUUCCCAGGUAUUCCUCAUGGAUCCAUGGUGGAAUCCUUCGGUUGAAUGGCAAUCCAUGGAUAGAGUUCACAGAAUCGGACAGAAACGGCCUAUUAAGAUCACUCGGUUCUGUAUCAAAGAUAGCAUUGAGCUGAAGAUUAUUGAACUUCAAGAGAAAAAGGCCAACAUGAUCCACGCCACCAUCAACCAUGACCAAGCAGCCAUAAACAAGCUUACUCCCCAAGACUUACAGUUUUUAUUUAUGAAUUAGUUAUAUAUAUAUGGAUAUAGGAUUUUGCAGCCAUUAAUAGAGAGCGCGACAUUGUUCUAGUGUGACUCAUUGGAAGGUUCAGUGUCGCGCAAAGUCGUAGCUCCAGAAGAAA